Messenger RNA from Symphalangus syndactylus (siamang), 3697 nucleotides. RefSeq names its product lon protease homolog 2, peroxisomal. Gene Ontology annotation, biological process: protein quality control for misfolded or incompletely synthesized proteins; protein catabolic process. The record is from RefSeq and is a predicted model, not a curated record. Gene Ontology annotation, molecular function: ATP binding; serine-type endopeptidase activity; ATP-dependent peptidase activity. NCBI's taxonomy places the organism in Eukaryota, Metazoa, Chordata, Mammalia, Primates, Hylobatidae.
CGGAAGCGGGGGCGCGGAGGCGGGUCUGAGGUUUGGUGGGUGCGGGGCAGGCCGCGGGCAGCUGUCCGGCUCCUUUUGACAGCCGCCAGUGCGAACGGCUGCCAGCAUGUCAUCAGUGAGCCCCAUCCAGAUCCCCAGCCGCCUCCCGCUGUUGCUCACCCACGAGGGCGUCCUGCUGCCCGGCUCCACCAUGCGCACCAGUGUGGACUCGGCCCGCAACCUGCAGCUGGUGCGGAGCCGCCUUCUGAAGGGCACGUCGCUGCAAAGCACCAUCCUGGGCGUCAUCCCCAACACGCCUGACCCCGCCAGCGACGCGCAGGACCUGCCGCCGCUGCACAGGAUUGGCACAGCUGCACUGGCCGUUCAGGUUGUGGGCAGUAACUGGCCCAAGCCCCACUACACUCUGUUGAUUACAGGCCUGUGCCGUUUCCAGAUUGUACAGGUCUUAAAAGAGAAGCCAUAUCCCAUUGCUGAAGUGGAGCAGUUGGACCGACUUGAGGAGUUUCCCAACACCUGUAAAAUGAGGGAGGAGCUAGGAGAACUAUCAGAGCAGUUUUACAAAUAUGCAGUACAAUUGGUUGAAAUGUUGGAUAUGUCUGUCCCUGCAGUUGCUAAAUUGAGACGUCUUUUAGAUAGUCUUCCAAGGGAAGCUUUACCAGACAUCUUGACAUCAAUUAUCCGAACAAGCAACAAAGAGAAACUCCAGAUUUUAGAUGCUGUGAGCCUAGAGGAGCGGUUCAAGAUGACUAUACCACUGCUUGUCAGACAAAUUGAAGGCCUGAAAUUGCUUCAAAAAACCAGAAAACCCAAGCAAGAUGAUGAUAAGAGGGUUAUAGCAAUACGCCCUAUUAGGAGAAUUACACAUAUCUCAGGUACUUUAGAAGAUGAAGAUGAAGAUGAAGAUAAUGAUGACAUUGUCAUGCUAGAGAAAAAAAUACGAACAUCUAGUAUGCCAGAGCAGGCCCAUAAAGUCUGUGUCAAAGAGAUAAAGAGACUCAAAAAAAUGCCUCAGUCAAUGCCAGAAUAUGCUCUGACUAGAAAUUAUUUGGAACUUAUGGUAGAACUUCCUUGGAACAAAAGUACAACUGACCGCCUGGACAUUAGGGCAGCUCGGAUUCUUCUGGAUAAUGACCAUUAUGCCAUGGAAAAAUUGAAGAAAAGAGUGCUGGAAUACUUGGCUGUCAGACAGCUCAAAAAUAACCUGAAGGGCCCAAUCCUAUGCUUUGUUGGCCCUCCUGGAGUUGGUAAAACAAGUGUGGGAAGAUCAGUGGCCAAGACUCUAGGUCGAGAGUUCCAUAGGAUUGCACUUGGAGGAGUAUGUGAUCAGUCUGACAUUCGAGGACACAGGCGCACCUAUGUUGGCAGCAUGCCUGGUCGCAUCAUCAACGGCUUGAAGACUGUGGGAGUGAACAACCCAGUGUUCCUAUUAGAUGAGGUUGACAAACUGGGAAAAAGUCUACAGGGUGAUCCAGCAGCAGCUCUGCUUGAGGUGUUGGAUCCUGAACAAAACCAUAACUUCACAGAUCAUUAUCUAAAUGUGGCCUUUGACCUUUCUCAAGUUCUGUUUAUAGCUACCGCCAACACCACUGCUACCAUUCCAGCUGCCUUGUUGGACAGAAUGGAGAUCAUUCAGGUUCCAGGGUAUACACAGGAGGAGAAGAUAGAGAUUGCCCAUAGGCACUUGAUCCCCAAGCAGCUGGAACAACAUGGGCUGACUCCUCAGCAGAUUCAGAUACCCCAGGUCACCACUCUUGACAUCAUCACCAGGUAUACCAGAGAGGCAGGGGUUCGUUCUCUGGAUAGAAAACUUGGGGCCAUUUGCCGAGCUGUGGCCGUGAAGGUGGCAGAAGGACAGCAUAAGGAAGCCAAGUUGGACCGUUUUGAUGUGACUGAGAGAGAAGGUUGCAGAGAACACAUCUUAGAAGAUGAAAAACCUGAAUCUAUCAGUGACACUACUGACUUGGCUCUACCACCUGAAAUGCCGAUUUUGAUUGAUUUCCAUGCUCUGAAAGACAUCCUUGGACCCCCGAUGUAUGAAAUGGAGGUAUCUCAGCGUUUGAGUCAGCCAGGAGUAGCAAUAGGUUUGGCUUGGACUCCCUUAGGUGGAGAAAUCAUGUUCGUGGAGGCGAGUCGAAUGGAUGGCGAGGGCCAGUUAACUCUGACCGGCCAGCUCGGGGACGUGAUGAAGGAGUCCGCCCACCUCGCUAUCAGCUGGCUCCGCAGCAACGCAAAGAAGUACCAGCUGACCAAUGCUUUUGGAAGUUUUGAUCUUCUUGACAACACAGACAUCCAUCUGCACUUCCCAGCUGGAGCUGUCACAAAAGAUGGACCAUCUGCUGGAGUUACCAUAGUAACCUGUCUCGCCUCACUUUUUAGUGGGCGGCUGGUACGUUCAGAUGUAGCCAUGACUGGAGAAAUUACACUGAGAGGUCUUGUUCUUCCAGUGGGUGGAAUUAAAGACAAAGUGCUGGCAGCACACAGAGCGGGACUGAAGCAAGUCAUUAUUCCUCGGAGAAAUGAAAAAGACCUUGAGGGAAUCCCAGGCAACGUACGACAGGAUUUAAGUUUUGUCACAGCAAGCUGCCUGGAUGAGGUUCUUAAUGCAGCUUUUGAUGGUGGCUUUACUGUCAAGACCAGACCUGGUCUGUUAAAUAGCAAACUAGGAAGGAAAUAUCAAAAAGGUCUGAAUAGACAACAGGCAAAUCUGCUUCCACCUACCGAAAGAGUUUUAGGUUGGCAGGCUGAUGGGUGCCUUAUUUUCUGUGAAAUUGAAAUUUUAAACACUGGCCAGAAAAUGUUUGAUUGCCAUUUCAACACAUGGAAAUAGUUACAUUGAUGCCUAAAUUGCCAUUUUCUGCAAAAAGCUGUGCAAUGCUGGUGUCAAAGACUAGACAGUCGCUAUUCAUAAUGGCUGUUGCAAUUCCUUCAUGAAUAGAUCGAGGAGUUGCUUCCCAAGUCAAUCGUCGCCUAUGACCAUUUAGCUCAAGUCGGUAAGCAAAAUUUUCAGCUUGCUUGCGUGUUCCUAUCAGCUGUACGAUUGCGAAGAACUGCUGGUGACCAUCGUAUUUUUCCUGUUUCUCUAAGACUAACAUGAAGUGAAAGCCAAAACAGGACUGCAUCAUCACCCAGUCAACAGCACCAGGAAGAUUAAUGUCUGUAGCAAGGAAAACUAUAUCCUCUCCCUGUAGGGUUGUAAUGGACUUAUGCUGAUGCAUCAGAUGGGGCAUUACAGCAUCCAGAGAGCCUUGCCAUUUACAGGAAGCACCAGGGCACGGACAGGAAUAAGGCCUAAACUCACAGAGCUCUUCGUGGUCUGCUUUUUCUGUGUGUGGCAGAGUUAUUUCACAUCCAGAAGAGGCAUAUUUACAGGGGAAAAGUACUGAAUUAGCCACUUUCUCCAUAGCCAAGUUGCGAAUGGAUCCCAAAGGGCCCCGGCAAGUUGGACAACAUGUGAGCUUUGGGCGACAGUUGCUACAAACAAGAUGGCCACUCUGACACUGAAGAAUGGGUGGUAACACAUAGUCAAAGCAGACUGGACACUCAAAAAGACUCGCCAAGUCAUUGUUGGAUGCAGUUGUGCCAGUCAGGGCAGGCACCCUCUGGGAUGGUGGACACUUCGAGGUACCGGUAGGUAAUGCUGUAGCAGUCUGACGGCUCAUUUCUGAAAUAAAUACAUAAGGAGGCAGAAGAAAAAUAA